UUACCAACACCAUGCCAAAUCUGGGCUAAGUCGCGACAAAAAAAAACAAAAAUCGGAAAAACGAGGAAAAUCAAACCGGAAUCGCGAGUCUGGGGCGGCCGAACGGGAAAGCCCGGUGAGGAGCAGCAUGACCUCCAUUCUGGACAUGAAGGCCGGUCCGCCCGACUACUGGGCGGAGAUCAGCAACUUCUUCCUGCCGCUGAAAUACCUGAUCACCAACGACCGCUUCGAUUCGCUGGUCCGGGACAUAGACCUCUAUUACCUUAUCAACGGGGUCUUCUGGAUAUUCGUGGCCUUGUCCUGCGGCUACUAUGCCUUCCAGCGCCUCUUCCAGUUUUUCCUAAAGUCGUCGAAUAUGAAGCACUUUCAGCGAAGGCUGUUCGCUCGCGUGAUCUGGAACAUCGCCUUCUAUUCGGCUAGCUGCCUGUUCCUGCACUUCUACAACGAGUUCAUGAUCCUGCCGCAGCUGAUGAAGAACCAGGGGCGCUACUCGCUGUUCUACUCCUCGGAAAACCUCAUCUUCUAUCGCUCGCACCAUGCGGAAAAGUUCCAGUUCUACUCGAUCUUCAUCAUCACGUUCUACCUGCAUGGGGCGUGGCUGGACUUCAAGGACGCCGAUUUCCUUGAGGUGGGCUCCAAGGGACUUUACCUGCUGUCCCUCAUCGCCAUCGAUGUUUACAGGUACGAAAACUAUUUUGUGGGCCUGAAUCUGACUGUGGGGCUGUACAGCAUACUCACCGAGGUGCUGGCCCUGCUGGUCCUGCCCAGCACCAAUUCACACCGGAUCAUCUACCAGGUCUUCCUCGGCUUGCGGAUCGUCGUGUGGGCGUAUGUGUUCGUUAACCUGCUGCCCUUCAAGUACUUCAUACCCACGCUGUUCGCCAAGAACUUCAAGCUGCCCCUGAACGUGGCCAUUUGGUUGUGGUACGGCCUCUCGAUCUGGAACUCCCCGGUGCUGCAGUACUUCUACCAUCAGAUAUAUCACACAGCGCCCUCGGAUUGUUCGGGCGAAGGAUCGGCGGCCAAGUGCAUCCUGGUCAAGGACACCAGCGAGUUCCGUCACUACAAGACGCUGAAAAAGGCCUAUUUGGAGGUGAAGCUGGCCCACAUAAGGACCACGUCCAACUCGCUGCCCUCUGAAACCAGUUCGGCCUCGGCCAAAACCUUCCAGGCCAUAAAAUGCGUCAUGAUGCUGAAGCGCAAGUUGAAGCGGAUUCGCGAGGGACGUGGUCAUGAGCCGGAGGAUGAGAAUGAUGACCUGGCCAACGACGCCUAAUCUCGUCCAGCAGCAAGGACGUCGCACACUCUUACACACGUAGACACACAUUUCCUUAAACCAAAAAAGACACAAGUUCUGCUUAGGCUAAAAAAUUCACAAAGUUAAAACUACCUCCCACUGGCUAUAUGUAGCGCGCUCUCUCUCUCUCUCUAUCUCUCUCUCACACAUGCUAGUUAAGGUUUAUGCGCGUUUGCCAAAUCGUGAUCAACAGUGCGUUUGGCAAAGUUCGUAGAAAAUCUCAAAUCAUAAACAAAAAGUUGGCCAUUUUCUGAUGAUUGUCAACAUAAUUAUUUAAAUAAAUUUUUACUAGCUAAUAUAACACAAUUUUAUGUCAAAUUCAAAGAUUACAGAAUUGUCAAUUUUUCAACGAAUUGAAUGUAAAAGUUUUAAAAAGUUCUGAUUUUUCUUUCAAACAUUUAUUAUAAAAAAUGGCAAGCCUUGAUUUUAUUAAAUUUAUAAAUACAUAUUGAUAAAAUUUAUUCUAUAUAAUAUACUUAGCUCCAGAUUAAAAACUCAAAUCAAAAGGUUCGUAAUAUUUCAAUGAACCAUAACCUAACCCAUAGCAGCUUGCCAUUUUUCUAAUGGUUGUUAACAUUACUGUCUCAAAUAAUAAUCUAAAUCAAGAUUGUGAAUGAAAAAUCAAAGAGUGAAGAUAAAAAGACUAAUAAGAAUCUUGAUUUUCAAAAUCUUAACAAAAAUAAAGUGAGGCUCAUAAUAUUAAUCUCAUAGAAAUAUUUAAAAUAAUUAUAUAAUAGUUUAGAGUUUGAUAGUUGCCAAACGCACUGUUCUAAAUGUACUUAUUCGUGAUAAGCGGUACGGUGUGUUUCCAUAUUAGCGAAAAUUGAAUACACUGCUAUAACUAGUUAACAAAUUAUUUAUUAAACCUCUAGGUAAAUUUUUAAUCUUAACCAACCACGAUUUGGACAACACGCAUAAACCAAGCGGCUGAAAAGACCUUAGCAAAAUAAAAUAGAAUUGCCCGAUUUUUGGCGCCAACGGAGAUCGCUUCGGCAGAUAUAUAUAGUUACUAUAUCUCUCCAACUCUCUCUCUUCCUCGCACACACGAACGCAGUUUCUCUCUCCUUUAGAUUUGUAAGUCGCCUUCAACUUAUUGUUGUUGUUUAUUCGCUGUGACUUAAUGACAUAUUGAAAUAUUGUAAUGUGUUUUUUUUUGUUCCUUUUAAUUGAAAUAUACUAUAUAUGGGCUAAACGAGCGCAAUUGAAA
Messenger RNA from Drosophila rhopaloa, 2504 nucleotides. RefSeq lists its product as uncharacterized. The record is from RefSeq and is a predicted model, not a curated record. The transcript is spliced from 4 exons. The coding region runs from base 128 to 1276 and encodes 382 amino acids. NCBI's taxonomy places the organism in Eukaryota, Metazoa, Arthropoda, Insecta, Diptera, Drosophilidae.